Messenger RNA from Brassica rapa (field mustard), 776 nucleotides. RefSeq lists its product as uncharacterized. The record is from RefSeq and is a predicted model, not a curated record. NCBI's taxonomy places the organism in Eukaryota, Viridiplantae, Streptophyta, Magnoliopsida, Brassicales, Brassicaceae.
CAAAAGUACUUGGUGAAAGUUCUUGCAGCAGUUGUUGUAGUGUUUUUUGCACCAUUCCUUGCUCCGUCACUCGUUGUUGCCUCGACGAUCGUCUUCAUCUCGUCCCUUCCUUAUUUUUUUUUCUUGGCCAGCUUUGUUUGUACUGAAAAGCUGAUGAGAAAACUGCUUCCUAAUUAUGCUUUUGGUGGAAGAGGUGAGAAAAUGGUGCUACUCCGAGUCCCCGAGACAAAAUUGGUAUUAAUUUAUGAUGAUGGCAUAGCAAGAGUGGCUAUGAGUGAGCCAAUUUUUGUGCAGGAAGAGGGGACUGCUGCAAUUGCUUCACCCUUGAGAGUGACUAACUUCUUUGAUAGUCAAAGAGAUGAGGAUAGAACUAAUCAAUCACUUGAUAGAGGAAUCUAUGAAAAAGAUUUCAGAGAGGACAACAAAGAUGCUGGUGGUGAACUUAUUCAAGAAGUCUGCCGAUGUCAUAUGUGGAGUAUCUUCCACAGUACCCAUCAGCUUACUGUACAAGUUAAGUUGCUGAGAUUGAGGUUUUUGUGGAUGUCGAUGAAGGUGUUGUAUAGCGAGGAGAAGAUAUGGGCAAAGAUGGAGACAGUAAGGAAGAUAGUCGGAUAAAGUGUUGCCAGAAGCACAACAUAUUCUGAAGAACUGAAGGCACUUUACAUGUUUGUGGGUGUGGAACCCCAUACAUCGCUGUUGGAGAAGGAGAAUCAAGAUAUGGCACAAGUCACUGAGAGACUUUACUUGCUAAUGUCUGGUAUUGGAAUAAAAUAGAG